GCGUGCCUGGAGAGAGCAAGAGCAAGAGAGGUUUCUCCUCCUUUCUUCCUGACACCAGCAGUCUGUUCUUCCUCCUCUGCUGUGGUGUGUGAAACUGCACCAGGUUGUCAUAGUCAUGUUGGUGGUGGGCGCCAAGCUGCUUUUGCUCCUCCCCCUGGUUUGCUGUGUCCCCUCCCCCUCCAGGCCACCGAUCAGACACUGCCGGCGGUGCUGUGAUCAGCACGAGCCGUCAGCGGCCACAGGUCAAUACCAGAUGCCAGAGGUCCGCACAGUCAUCAACAUGACCAUCCUCAAAGGUGAUAAAGGAGAGAAAGGAGACAAAGGUACCCCCGGGAAACCAGGUCUGGAGGGUCCUCCUGGCUUCCGAGGACCCAUAGGCCUUAAAGGCAGCAAAGGGCAGGCAGGGGCCCCCGGAGACGCCUGCAAGAUCCCUCAGUCGACCUUUUCAGUGGGACGCCGGAAGGCCCUGCACAGCAUUGACUACUAUCAGGCGCUGGUGUUCGACACGGUGUUCGUCAACCUUCACGAGCACUUCAACAUGUUCAAGGGCAAGUUCUACUGCUACGUGCCGGGGAUCUACUUCUUCAACGUCAACAUCCACACCUGGAACUUCAAGGAGACCUACCUCCACCUGAUGCACAACGACAAGGAGCAGGUGAUCCUGUACGCGCAGCCCAGCGAGAGGUCCAUCAUGCAGAGUCAGAGCGUCAUGCUGGACCUGGCCCUGAACGACGAGGUGUGGGUGCGCCUCUACAAGAGGGAGCGGGAGAACGCCAUUUACAGCGACGACGUGGAUGUUUACAUCACCUUCAAUGGAUACCUAGUGGCACCGAGCAUCCAGUGAAAAUACGACAGACAGAAUAACAGGAGGUCUGGAAAAAGAAAAUCUCUGAGGUGGAUUAUUGUUAGUAUUUUAUUUUUUUUGCCAUGGAUACUGCUUUGCCCCAAGAAAGAACUACUUUUCAGGAAGUUUGGUGCUUUUUUAAGAUUCCUUCCUUUCAGCCCAGAGAGCUACAUACCAUGGUUUCCAAAAACCUGGACUGCCCAUUUCAAAAGAAAUUUUAAAAUAAGAAAGGUAAUGCGGCACACAAUUAGGAAAGAAUGUGUCUUUGUAUUAGAAUUACACUGUUGUGUGAAGCCAAAUGUCUUUUGUACUUCUGUGCUGUACUAGUUAUUCCUUCUUUUCAGGGACUUUGUGUAAAAGACAAGAAAAAAAGUUCUUUCACUUAACAGGAAUUACAAAAAUAACAAAUGUGCAAUCAUUUAUAGAGCAAUUUUGCUAUGAUGGUUCUAAUGUGUUUCGGGUGGCUGCUGUCAGAGCUGAAACACAUGUUUACUUGGUGCCUUUCAGAAGAUUUCUAAGGGUCAGUUAAAAAAUAAAAAAGAAACUUUGCCUUGCCCUGCUUUUUUUCUCGACUGGAGGUGUAUGACAGCACAUCACCAGCUACAUUUUAGUUGAGAUUUACAGGUUUCCUGAUGUGGAACCAUUCCGCUCAGGUUCUUUUUUUUGAAAAUUAACUCAUACAUGUGUCUUUAAAGUGGGGUUUUUCAUGAGUGUGGUGCAAGUUGAGCACUUAAGUCUGGACAUUUAGUCCUUAGUGCGUGUCUAAAAGUCACUGCACACUCAAAACAAGUGGCAACAUAAAGUGAUAAGUUAUUUCAAAUCCAGUUUUUGUAGCCUUGAGAUUUGCGAUUUGCCGAGCACAAUGUUGAGAUUUUGUAACCAGACGUUCACAAUUGUCACCUGGACGAUAUUAGCUGUCAAUCUCACCGGAGUCCACUCAUAUGAACCAUCUAUUUCCCUGUAAUUCGGAACAUAAUUCCCAAAAUUGACAUCAUUUUCUUUUAAGGACCUGAAGCUAACAAUCCAGACCAAGUAGAAUUUUUCCCAUUGACUUGCUUUCAAUCAGUCUCCACCCUGCUGCUGAUUCAAAUUAUUUUUGCCUCAGUUGGCAAACCGGAAGAUUGGGUUUAUGGGACAAAAACAUCCUCACAUUAUGGUCUGUAUGAGUAAACAUGUUCCUCUGGACUUUUCCUGCCAUCCCCCAAAUCAAAACUUAUCUGACCCAUAAAAACUCCCAUUGGUUUUCCUCUAUGAACUAUUAACUCUUGAGGAUUAUGAAGUUAUAUCAGCAACUCACUCUCUUGUGCUGCCUUUCACGUGUGUUGCAGUGGAGACUUGCAGUCACACCCUUCCUCCACGUUCACGUUCAUGGUGCUGAGUCUUUUAUCUGUUGUGUAGUUGUCGUUUUUUAACUGACCCUUUAAACAGGAACACAUCCCAACAUAUCGAAAUAAAUAAAAAAAACAACUGUGGUGCUUUAUUUUCAAAUGCAGGGAUGCAUUAUUUAAAAGAAAAAGGUUAAAUAUCAUGAAUUCUUGGAGAUGUUAAACUGCAGAGCAGUUGAUGUAAAUAGCUGUAUAUUUAGCUGUCUAUAACCCAAUACAAUACCUGUGCUAUGCUGUUGAAGCUGGACUGUGUGCGUUUGUGUGUUUUUUUAUCUCCUUCUCUCACUUAGUGCUUCUUUGUUGUGUAUCGCUCAACAGCCAAAAGACAUUUGAUCGUAAGAAAUUAAACGUUUUCAUGAUUUUCACGUGA
Molecule: messenger RNA, 2599 nt
Organism: Solea senegalensis (Senegalese sole)
Lineage: Eukaryota; Metazoa; Chordata; Actinopteri; Pleuronectiformes; Soleidae
Gene: c1qtnf6b
Product: C1q and TNF related 6b
Exons: 3
Coding region: 116-844 (242 amino acids)
Molecular function (GO): protein binding
Source: RefSeq, a predicted model, not a curated record